Paramuricea clavata is the source of this 1244-nucleotide messenger RNA. NCBI's taxonomy places the organism in Eukaryota, Metazoa, Cnidaria, Anthozoa, Malacalcyonacea, Plexauridae. The record is from the annotation of a GenBank genome assembly.
AUGGCAAAUCCUUUAGAAAAACAAUCAGUGAAGAAACCAACAGGAUGGAAUACUUUUUAUCAACAAGUUGCGGUGAGUUGAUAGUAAUCAUUUUUGUACGAAAUAUACCAUUCCGGAUUUGUUGAUGCCAUCUUGAUGUCAGGACAACAAUUCGUUUUAAAACGAUAGAGUAUUCAAAUUUAAAAAUAGCGUUAUAAAACAUAAUUUUCAGAGAAGUUCCGAAGUUCACAAGGUCAUAUAAAUGAAUACUCGUAUAUUUAUUUGAAUAGUUUUAAUUUUGUUUCACUUUUCACAGCCUGGAAUUAUUCAAAAACUUGGGCCCGAGGCAAACAUUGGCAAAGUGUCCACUGUGGCAUCCAAAAUGUGGAGGCAAAUCGGUGAAAGAAGGAAGGUAAAUAUUCAAUAUUCAUAGUAUAUUGUACUAUAUUAGAAGUAUAUAUUUAUUUAAAGUAUUAUGCUUUGCCUUAUUAUUUUUUUUAUAUGUUUCUCGCCCAGAAAAUCACUAAAAUCACUGAAUAUUUUGAGUAAAAAUAUUUAUAUAAUUAUAAACAAUUAUACCAGGAGUGGUAUGAUUGUUUUACUAUAGACAUUCACUCAGUUCAAUGAAAAAAGACCUUUUUAUCAUUAAAAUAGACGAUGUGCUACCCACCCCCCUCCCCAUGGAUUGACAUCAGUAGACAUUAAUGCACAUCAAUACACCUCACUAGACAUAACUUGACAUCAGUAGGCAUAAAUAGACAUAACUGUUUACAACCUAUGUUAGUCUAGCAAUGUCUAGUGAUGUACAGGCUUCUCCCUAGAAAUAUUUUGAAAUCUAGUGUUUCUGAAACAUAUUUGCUUAACAGGAGUGGAAAAUGAAGGCACAACAGACAAGAGAGGACCUUGAUACAGAGAUGGUGCAAGAAAAGCUUGACUGUGAGAAAUGUGGCAAGAUUUUCACCAGAAGCAAGGACCUGAAGUUCCAUAUCAAAGGUUGUCAACAAUGUGUCUGUGAGAAAUGUGGUCAAAAGUUUACCCAUGCAUUGCAGUUGAAAAGGCAUAAUUUGAAAAAGCACUCGAAGACUUUUUCAUGUAAAACAUGUGGCAAAUCAUUUGGUUACAAACACCAUCUGGAUAGACAUAGCCGUGUUCACGAUACUAGUGUUUUCACUUGUAAAAUAUGCCACACUAAGGUCAAAACAAGAAGCAAUUUUAUUAGGCAUAUGACUCGGCAACAUGAUGGGUUAGAUCCUAAAAAUUACUGA